Molecule: messenger RNA, 1981 nt
Organism: Beta vulgaris subsp. vulgaris (sugar beet)
Lineage: Eukaryota; Viridiplantae; Streptophyta; Magnoliopsida; Caryophyllales; Amaranthaceae
Product: inositol transporter 4
Exons: 6
Coding region: 1-1758 (585 amino acids)
Biological process (GO): transmembrane transport
Cellular component (GO): membrane
Molecular function (GO): myo-inositol:proton symporter activity
Source: RefSeq, a predicted model, not a curated record
AUGGUGGAAGGAGGCAUAGUAACAAAAGAGAAAACAGAUUACACAGAAUGUUUCAGGGAGAUUAUUAAAGUCCCCUACAUUAUGAGGCUCGCUUUUUCUGCGGGUAUUGGAGGUCUCUUGUUUGGAUAUGAUACAGGUGUCAUCUCUGGUGCUCUCCUGUACAUUAGAGAAGACUUUCAAGAAGUUGAGCAUACAAUAUGGCUGCAAGAAACCAUUGUGGCUAUGGCAAUCGCAGGAGCUAUUGUUGGAGCAGGAACUGGAGGGUUUUUGAAUGAUCGAAUUGGACGAAAACCAACAAUGAUAAUAGCUGAUAUUCUCUUCUUUAUUGGUGCCAUAGUCCAAGCACUUGCUGUGGCUCCUUGGAUGAUCAUCAUCGGAAGAGUUAUCGUUGGUUUAGGUGUAGGAAUGGCGUCCAUGACUUCCCCUCUUUACAUAUCUGAAACCUCUCCUACUAAAAUCAGAGGUGCUCUUGUUAGUACCAAUGGUUUGCUCAUUACUGGUGGCCAGUUCAUUUCUUAUCUCAUCAAUUUAGGCUUCACCAGGGUCGCGGGAACAUGGCGUUGGAUGCUUGGAGUAGCUGCAAUUCCAGCAUUGGUGCAAUGCAUUCUGAUGCUGACACUCCCAGAAUCUCCUAGAUGGCUUUACAGAAAGAAAAGAAUUUCAGAAGCAGAGGAGAUUUUGGGAAGAAUUUACGGACCAGAGCAAGUGGAAGAAGAGUUAAGAGCUCUUAAAGCAUCAAUAGACAAUGAGCUAGAGCUAGAGGGUGAUAUGGCUGAAGCAAGCAUAUUUACCAAGGUUAAACAAGCCUUUGGAAAUAAAGUAGUCCGAAGGGGAUUAGCUGCUGGUGUGACAGUCCAAGUGGCUCAACAAUGUGUUGGUAUAAACACCGUCAUGUAUUAUAGCCCCACAAUCGUCCAAUUGGCUGGUAUUGCGUCAAACUCUACAGCAAUGGCUCUUUCCCUCAUCACCUCCGGCCUCAAUGCCUUAGGGUCGAUAGUCAGCAUGAUGCUUGUUGAUAGAAAGGGGAGGAGAUGCAUGAUGCUUAUUUCAAUGGUCGGGAUUAUCCUCUGUCUUACGGCCUUAGGCAUUGUGUUCAAUCAAUCUGCUGCUGCUGCUCCCAAGGUUAGCCUCGUUGAGAGCUCUCACUUCGGGGUGAAUGGUACUUGUCCUGUUUAUUACUCGGCUUCAAAUCCCCCAUCUUGGAGCUGCAUGACUUGCUUGAGAUCAACUAACAACCAAUGUGCCUUCUGUGCUAAUAAAGCCAAUGAGAGAUUUCCUGGAGCAUGUGUUGCAGCUACAGAUUUCACAAAAACAGCAUGCCACAGCGAGCAAAGAGUUUACUUCACACAGGGAUGCCCGAGUAAAAUUGGGUUCUUUGCAGUGAUUUUGCUCGGAUUAUACAUCAUCACCUACUCCCCCGGAAUGGGGACUGUGCCAUGGAUCGUAAACUCAGAGAUUUACCCACUUAGAUACAGAGGUGUUUGUGGUGGGAUUGCUGCAGUUUCCAACUGGAGUACAAACCUGAUAAUGAGUGAGACCUUUCUAACAUUGACACAAGCUCUUGGCUCCUCCGGGACCUUUUUCCUCUACGCAGGAUUGUCUUUCAUCGGACUCAUAUUCAUCUAUUUCCUAGUACCGGAAACCAAAGGUUUGCCAAUCGAGGAUAUAGAGAAGAUGCUCGAGAAGGGAUUCAAGCCUAGCUUAUGUGGGAACGAAAAGGAUACCGAGGAUACAGCUAAAGUAGCAGUAGUAGUUUAGCUAGAAAUAGUUCAUUGCAAACUGAUCCUGAUGUUUCAGCUACAUAAUCUGAAUAAGGCGAAUGAUUAUACAUUGAUUGUUUGUUUCUUUACAUUUUCGAGCAACUGUUUGUAUGGUUUUCAUGUAUAGAAUAGAGUAUUGGAUCAAAAUCGUCGUGCUUUGAAGGCCACAAACUCUUAAGUCUUAAGUGUAAAUUGGAAUUUUGUUAAGAAUUGCAGUAUCC